Messenger RNA from Hibiscus syriacus, 1917 nucleotides. RefSeq lists its product as uncharacterized. Gene Ontology annotation, biological process: lipid catabolic process. The transcript is spliced from 5 exons. Bases 1 to 1596 code for a protein of 531 amino acids. Lineage: Eukaryota; Viridiplantae; Streptophyta; Magnoliopsida; Malvales; Malvaceae. The record is from RefSeq and is a predicted model, not a curated record.
AUGGCAUUACUGAACAAAUUGCCUACUAGAGACCGCCUACUUCGAAUGGGAAUUACCACAGACAGUCUUUGUGUUAAUUAUUGCAACUUACGAGACAAGGGACCAUCUCUUUUCGCAAUGUCUCUAGCAGUGGAACUCUGGUAUUCAAUUUUGAAUCUUAAUGGGAUGAAGAUCACUUACUUAUCAUGGGAUGAAAUGGUUUCAAAGACAUGUUCAUCAUGGAAAGGGAAGUCUCUUCUUACUUCCAUCUUGAAAAUUUCCUGGACUGCUUUUAUUUACUCUCUGUGGCAAGAAAGAAACCAGAGAAUAUUCCAAAGACGUCGUAGAACGAUUGAUUGCUUGCUCAAAGAGGUUAAAGACGUUGUUGAAAUUCGCCUUAGGGGAACAAAUAUUAAUAGACUAGAUAGUACUAACCUAAUACUUUGUAAUGCUUGGGCAAAAUCAAAACCCUGGAUACCCCGCAUCGGCGAUCAACGGGCUGAAUCGGAUCCCGAGUCCGAAGGACUUGGAGGAGCUGGAAUCGGAAGUGAAGAAAAUGACGGAGAGAUUCUAGAAUACAGAGCUACUAUACCAGACCAGCUAAAGAACACUCUCGAUUCAAUUCUUUCUAAUCAAAUACCCAAUUUGGCCCACAUUGAUGAUGGGUUGGAGUCUGGACCAUCCGCAGAUUCAAAGAUGAGAGAUGAACCAAGGACGGACGAGAAGAUAUUAGUCAAAGGCAAAAUUCCGAGCAACAUUUCAGCAAUGCCGGUUGUUUUGGUAAGGAUGGAGUGGGAGCCCCUGUCAAUCGCCUGUUGCUGUCCCAUCAUUGAAUGUGUUUACUGUUUAGCCUGUGCUCGUUGGGUAUGGAAGAAAUGUCUAUACACUGCAGGCCAAGAAAGCGGGCACUGGGGUUUAGCCACAGUGGAAGAAUUCGAGCCGAUACCACGCCUGUGUCUUUUAAUUCUAGCUGUUUAUGAAGAUGAUCUUCAUAACCCUCUUUGGGCACCCCCUGGAGGCUAUGGAAUCGAUCCUGAUUGGGUUUUCUUAAGAAGAAAUGACCAAGAAACUCAAGGCCGAACUCCACCUUACUUUGUUUAUUUGGAUCAUGAUAACGCUGAUAUUGUCUUGGCUGUUAGGGGACUUAACUUGGCAAAGGAAAGUGAUUAUGCUGUUUUGCUUGAUAAUAAACUGGGGCAGACAAAAUUUGAUGGUGGAUAUGUGCACAAUGGGUUAUCGAAGGCUGCCAAGUGGGUUUUCGAUGCUGAGUGUGAGGUUUUAAGGGAAUUGGUUAAGAAGCAUCCUAGCUACACUUUGACAUUUGCAGGUCAUUACCUUGGGGCGGGAUUGGUGGCCUUGUUGGCGAUGGUUGUAGUUCAAAAUCGUAGCAAAUUGGGAAUCACGGACAAGAAUUGGAUUAUAUGCUAUGCCAUUGCGCCUGCUCGGUGUAUGCCACUCAACUUGGCAGUUCGAUAUGCAGAUGUAAUAAACACGAUAGUGCUUCAGUUGAUGCUGGAGAAAGACGGGAUAAUGCGAGUUCCUGCAAAGCAGAAAAUGGCGCGGCAAGAGUCUCUUGCUCGAGAACAUAGUGAAGAGCACAAGGCAGGCUCUUCAUAGAGCAGUUGCUUUGGAUAUCCCACAAGCUUACUUGCCUUCCACAUACGUAACGUUCAGUGAGAUGGAAGAAGCUGAAUCUUCUGGUGGAUCUAGUGAGAGGUUUCCGAGUUAUCACCUCGGAAAAGAUUUGAGAGUUGAAAAGUAAACCGAGCUCACAGAUAUGUUCAAGAAAUGAUUUCCUUUUCUUUCCCAUGUGCACCAUGGUUUAUUGCUUGAUUGCCAUGAUAUGGAAUUAUUAGAAGAAUGGUAAAAAAAAGUUAUGUACAUAAUAGGCAAUUUAUUUUAUCCCAGUAAGCAUUCAUGAUUUAAUCUUGAUCAAAA